Messenger RNA from Rosa rugosa (rugosa rose), 1669 nucleotides. Its product is annotated as tRNA dimethylallyltransferase 2. Gene Ontology annotation, molecular function: tRNA dimethylallyltransferase activity. The coding region runs from base 57 to 1511 and encodes 484 amino acids. The transcript has 10 exons. Gene Ontology annotation, cellular component: mitochondrion. Lineage: Eukaryota; Viridiplantae; Streptophyta; Magnoliopsida; Rosales; Rosaceae. Gene Ontology annotation, biological process: tRNA modification. The record is from RefSeq and is a predicted model, not a curated record.
GCAGGAGUUCAAAAACAGAGUUCAAAGGAGAGACGACAGAAAGAAAGGAGAGAAGCAUGGAGGGUGACGCCGCUGCUGCUGUUGAAACGCAGAGAAACCCAGGACGACCAGCCCAUGAAGAAGAAGAAGAAGAGAAGCCGAAGGUGGUGGUCAUUAUGGGAUCCACAGGUUCCGGAAAGUCCAGGCUCGCCAUUGAUUUGGCAUCCCACUUUCCCGUCGAAGUAAUCAACGCCGAUUCAAUGCAGGUUUACAAUGGUUUGGACGUUCUCACCAACAAGGUUCCUCUCCAUGAUCAAAAGGGAGUGCCUCAUCAUCUUCUGGGGACUGUAAGCCCAAACGUGGAGUUUACUGCUAAAGACUUCAGGGACUCUGCCAUUCCGCUGAUCAAUGACAUCUUGUCUCGCAACUGCCUUCCAGUCAUAGUUGGGGGUACAAAUUACUAUAUUCAGGCUCUUGUUAGUCCAUUCCUUCUUGACGACACAGUAGAAGAUAUGGAAGAAAGCUUUUUAGGUGACCAUCCAGGAGUGGGACAACAACAGACUGAGCUGGCAUUUGAAGUAGACAAUUCCAGUUAUAGUUAUGAUGAUCUUAAAGUCAUUGAUCCAAUUGCAGCAAACCGAAUCCAUCCAAAUAAUCACAGAAAAAUUAAUCAGUACCUUAGUAUGUAUGCUCACCAUGGUGUUCUCCCUAGCAGAAUUCUUCAGGGAAAGGCAGCCAAAAACUGGGGUCAAGUUGAUAACUUCAGAUACAAUUGCUGUUUUAUAUGUGUGGAUGCUUCUCUUCCUGUGCUGGACCAAUUUGUGGAUCAAAGAGUAGAUUCCAUGAUAGAUGCUGGACUCCUUGAUGAAGUCUACGAAAUUUUUACUCGGAAUGCAGAUUAUACUCGAGGUUUCCGGCAGGCCAUUGGGGUUAGGGAGUUCGAAAGUUUUUUGAGUCUGUACAUAACUGAAGCCAGUGACAAAGGAAAUCAUUUGAUAGAUGGGUCAAUGUCCUUAAAGUCAGUAGACCUGGCUGAUAAGAUAUUGAAAGGGAACACGAGGCUCAUCCAGAAUUCCUUGAUUGACAGUCAACCCAACCCUGUGUUAAAAGAAGCUAUUGAGAAAGUAAAACUGAACACCAGAAGACUAGUUCGUCGUCAGAAACGAAGGAUAAAUCGACUGGAUACGUUGUUCGGAUGGAACAUACAUUCCCUUGAUGCAACUGAGUCCAUUUUAUGCAAAUCGGAUGAUACAUGGGCUGCAGAGGUUGUUGGACCAGCUGUUGACUUGAUCAGAUCUUUCCUCAAUCAGGAAGCAACAUUGGUGCCGAAUUUGGAUACCCCAAAUAGCACUGAAAUGAAUAUGAUACAGAGGGACUUAUGGACUCAGUAUACAUGCAAGGCCUGCGGUGACAGGAUCCUUAGAGGAGCUCACGAGUGGGAACAACACAAGCAGGGUCGUGGACAUCGGAAACGAGUUUCUCGGUUACAAAAGUCUCGAAAAUAUUUGUCCGUCGAGCAGCAGAGUAAUUAGAGAUCAUCAAUUUUCCUUCUCGUAUAACACAAUUUUCCUCAUAAAUGAAAAGUUAGUGCACAUUUUAGCUGUGAUGUUGAUGAUCUGUAUACGUGCCACUUUAUGCCAGUGCAACAUUGGAAACUAUUGAUGCAGUGGAACUGAAAUCAUCUUCGAUA